Messenger RNA from Brugia malayi, 579 nucleotides. RefSeq lists its product as uncharacterized. The record is from RefSeq and is a predicted model, not a curated record. The transcript is spliced from 3 exons. NCBI's taxonomy places the organism in Eukaryota, Metazoa, Nematoda, Chromadorea, Rhabditida, Onchocercidae. Bases 1 to 579 code for a protein of 192 amino acids.
AUGGCAAAUAUUCAACUUGGUGUUAUUGCUAUUCAAAUUUGCUCAUUUGUUAUUGUUAUUGUAUUGUGGACGCAUAACAAUAAAAAAUUACUCCAUCGAAAAUCUCAAAAUGAAAAUGUUAGCGUACGUUAUCAGUUACGUGAAAAUGUUUCAACGUCAAAAUUAUUGGUACCAUUUGUUGCAAUUAUAACAGUAUUUAUUCUUACGGGUGCAUUACUACAUCUUGUGCUACCUUCACGUCAUAUAGAUAAUUAUUCGAUUAUUGCUGAUCAAUUAAUCACGUAUUGUUUUUGCGCUGAAAUACAGGCUUGUUCUCUACCAAUUGCAUCAAUUAUUCUUGCCAUUAUCUUAUUUCACGCAAGUAAAACAAUUCAAAGUUCACUUUUUCACGUACUUGGCCUUGAAUGUUGCGUAAAACUUGGCAGAUCAAAUUCAAUUAAUAUAUCACCAGAUCAAUUCAUCCGUCAAGCUUACUUUGAUCAAUUACAACAGCAAUGGAAUAAUGAUCAAUCAAUUUCUAGAAAUGGCGCAAUUUGUAAUAAUUUAGAGUACAAAAAUUUCCGCAAUAUUACUUUUUAA